AGUUUAGCUUUACUGUAGGCUUGCACCCAAUUUGCCAUCAUAUCCGCUGCGUCACCCGCGGUUAGGACCGCCUCCCAUCGUCAUAAAGCUUCACAUAUAUGUAGACAGCCGCUAGUUACCCAACAGCGUCGACCGAAACCAAAACGAGAGGAGCGCAAUCGACUAAAGAUUCUUUUUUUUUUUUUAAUCACAGGCACUUAUUUAGUUUCAAACGUGGAUACCAAGAGUCUUAUAUGAGUAACUGCCGCCGUGCGAAAAAGAACAGUUUAUCAGAAGAGAGCGUAACAUCUGGUGUUUGAACUCCGCGCAUACGUAGUUUUAGCACGCUAGCUAGCCAGCUAACUGCGCUAGCUAAAGAAGAAAGGCCGUCGAGUUGACCCAGCGUCAGUUACUCCAACUGAACGAAUCGCCCUGGCAGAUUACAGCUGACAUUCAGUAGCUGGACUGCAAAACCUUCACCCUAAAGACGAGAACAUCGAGAAAGGAUGGCUCUGAAAAGGAUUCACAAGGAACUUAAUGACCUGGCUCGUGACCCUCCAGCACAGUGCUCAGCUGGCCCAGUGGGUGAUGACAUGUUUCACUGGCAGGCCACAAUCAUGGGACCAAGUGACAGUCCAUAUCAGGGAGGAGUUUUCUUCUUGACAAUUCAUUUUCCAACAGACUACCCCUUCAAACCACCCAAGGUUGCAUUCACAACAAGAAUUUACCACCCAAAUAUUAACAGUAACGGCAGUAUCUGUCUGGAUAUUCUCAGAUCACAGUGGUCUCCAGCACUUACUAUUUCUAAAGUUCUUCUCUCCAUUUGCUCACUCCUAUGUGACCCAAACCCCGACGACCCACUAGUGCCAGAGAUUGCACGAAUCUACAAAACAGAUAGUCAGAAAUACAUAAAAAUGGCAAAAGAAUGGACACAGAAGUAUGCAAUGUGAUGACAUCGUUUGAAGAGCAGGUGGAAAUCGUUGCUGGUUCAAACUUAAAAUUUCGGGAUUCAGUUUUUUUUUUUCUUUUUCACUGUAUUUUUGGUUAAUCAAUGCAUUUACCUCCCCUCUGUUUUUUUUUUUUUUUCUCCCCCCCCCCCCACCUGCACGCUCAUAAGAAGAUAGUGUUUUCUCUGUAGGUCACGCCAGUUUCUAUCAAAUUGUGACUCCUUUUUGAGUUGAACAGAAGGAAAAAAAUAAUAAUAAUAAUCAUAGCUCUUAACACCAGCGUGAGAGCGCUCGACACAUUGAAAUCAUUUCCACACUUCAAAACUCGGAUCACAGCUGUUCUGCUGAAACGUGCUGAAAAAUCAAUCCCACGAUGCUCUCUCCAAUUCGUCAUCCGGCUGGAUUUUUGUCUCCGAUCGCUGCAUUUCUCUUGUUUCCAAAAAUCUUUGUUUUUGUUUUUUUGUUUUUUAGCUCGCAGUUUCUUGAAAAUUUCACAUUUCUUCCCCAAUUGGUAUAAUUCUGCAUUUUAUCAGAUAGCAGAAUUUUGAGCGUGAGGAAACUGGUUGCAUCUCGUGAACUGAGGUGACAUCAGUAAGUUUCUCUGAUCAGUAGUGUAGGAAUCUGUUAUCUGAUAAGUGUAUCUUAUUCCACUGUCAAAGUGUGUACAGAGAAGCAGAGCAGCAUAUAUCAAUGUUAAGGAAACAAAUAUAAGAAGUUCAAUGUUGUAUUUUAUGCAUGUUAAUAAAGGUAGGCUAUUAUAUCUGAUGUUUCUGCAAAUUAAGUGAAUUGUAAGGUUGAACAGUUGGGGGCGGGAGGGGAUUGGUUCUUCACAAAUGCUUUCUAUUUCUUUUUUUUCUUUUCUGUUAUUUAGAAGCCAGUAGAUGAGCAUUUUUCUUUUCUUUUCAUCUUUAUGCCCACUCAAACACUGUCUUCUUGUAGCCCUGACAUACUGAUGCAAAGCUCAAGGGUUGAUGAUCAACUCAUAGCUCUGUUUCUUUUUAGUUUUCCCUUCAAUAAAAUUUCUCCAAACUA
Gambusia affinis (western mosquitofish) is the source of this 1958-nucleotide messenger RNA. Its product is annotated as ubiquitin-conjugating enzyme E2 D2-like. The record is from RefSeq and is a predicted model, not a curated record. Gene Ontology annotation, biological process: ubiquitin-dependent protein catabolic process; protein polyubiquitination. Gene Ontology annotation, molecular function: ubiquitin conjugating enzyme activity. The transcript has 7 exons. Gene Ontology annotation, cellular component: nucleus. The coding region runs from base 486 to 929 and encodes 147 amino acids. NCBI's taxonomy places the organism in Eukaryota, Metazoa, Chordata, Actinopteri, Cyprinodontiformes, Poeciliidae.